Molecule: messenger RNA, 1619 nt
Organism: Anneissia japonica
Lineage: Eukaryota; Metazoa; Echinodermata; Crinoidea; Comatulida; Comatulidae
Product: hydroxylysine kinase-like
Exons: 4
Coding region: 125-1225 (366 amino acids)
Molecular function (GO): amino acid kinase activity
Source: RefSeq, a predicted model, not a curated record
UGAUACGUCAUUGGCUUAUGUGUUAAAUGGUAAUCGUCCGAUAUAAUCCUCAUUGUAAAUUUUCACAAAGAUAUGCGAAAUGUGAGUGAUUGUUGGCGAGGAGGCACAACACAGUCAGACCACGAUGUCGUUUGAGGACUCAGAAGAAUCGUUUCUGCCAUUGGUAGACCUAGAUGAUGUAGCUGGGAUUAUUGGAGAUUUAUACGGCAUUUCAGCUGACGGUGUGAGCGAAUUGAAAGGGUUCAGCGAUAAGAACUUUUACCUAAAAGUCGCUCACCCGGAAUUACGUGGUGAGAAUGUUUGCACAGAGUUCGUACUGAAAAUUACCAAUCUUGAAGAUUCACGUAAGGUGACAUUGCUCGAAGGACAGACUGCGGUAAUGCUACACCUAAAAAGGCAAGGAGUCAAAUGUUGCCGACCAAUACUUAACAUGAAGGGUAAUUACAUGCAUUUGGUCCGUAUGAAGAAAAUAUGCAAUGGUAUUAAGAAGCACGGCAGUUAUAUUAUCAGACUGGUCAACUAUGUCAAAGGUCAGAUGAUGUCAUCGUUGGUCAUUGACUCAACAUUGCUUAGUCGUUUUGGAGUUUUUCUUGCCGAAAUUCAUCUAAGUCUUCAGAAUUUUAAACACGAUUCAUUUAAAGAAACCGACGAUUAUGAAUUUAAUUUAUCCCAAGUUGUCAACCUGUCGUCAUCGAAACUAGACGCCCUGAAUGAUGACCAUAAACAACAUCUAUCCCGAUCCGUUAUUGAAGCGUUUCGGACGGAAGUAUUACCAAAAUGCAAACAACUAAAAGAAGGUAUCAUCCAUGGAGAUUUCCGGCCCGAAAACAUUAUAAUAGAUUACACGGACAAGUCAAGUGCGCUGUUCGGGGUCAUUGACUUUGGAGACACGAUCCGUUCAUACGUACUAUUCGAUGUUGCCAUAGCGAUUGCGCAUUCAAUGUUACAUGACACAGAGAAUUGUCUAAACGUGGCUAGCCUGAUCCUUGGUGGUUAUACGUCCAUUUCACCGUUACCUACGUGGGAAUUACGUCUCCUCCUCACAUGUGUUCAAGCAAGACUAAUCCAAGUACUAGUAUUUUGUUGGAAUCGAUACCUAGAACUACCGGAAAACGCCGAUUACAUGUUGGACGCUGAACGAAAAGGUGGAUGGGAACUCGUCGAAACAUUGCAGAGCGUUUCCCAUACAGACUGGAUGCGAUAUAUUAAUGAAGCAGGUAAAUAAUAUAAUUAAUAUUACAAUCAAUCUGACUUUUAAUACUUAGCAUUAAUAAUAACUAUUAUCUUUUACCAAACCAAUUACCUUGCUUAUACCAGGGAGUUGUUAUAGUGACUAUAACAACUCCCUGCUUAUACUCUGUUAAUUGUGUUUUUCACAAUAUGUUUAACACCAUGGAACAUAAUGUUAUACAACAUUCUUCAUACCAUGUUUACUAUGUCAUGUUAUAAUAAAAAUGUUUAUCAAUUUAAUUAGUUAUUGAUCCAUAAAAUAUAUAAAUUGAUUGUAAUAAGCACUAUAAAUAAUGUGAUAUGUCAAUAUCGAGAACUAUAUGAUGUUGUUCAAAUGGGAAACAACUCGUACCGAAAGAACCAUACACUCUGGCGUGAUAGGGGAGAGG